CUCCGAUCCCUAAACACCAGCAAUAAGGCACACUGGCAGUUCAUUGGCCAACCUAUAUUGUACAAAUACCCAUCACAUCUAUCCAUCCACCCCACAUAUAAAACAAUGCCGGAUUACCAAUUGAUGGAAAGUGGGGAAAGCACCCGACAUUGAAAAAGGGUUGCUCGUACGGACAUUGUGCUCUAUCUGCACCAGACUUGAAGAUUGUGAUAAUUAUACGAAAUGUUUUGGAGUCGCAAUUGCGUCGCUGUUGCGGCCUGUAUGGCAGUUUGUGUCGUCGCGCAGAACACAUCGCUUCCUGGAGGGCCGACGUUCAACGACUUUCUACGGUUCUCGUGUUCGGAGCUGAACAUUCAACGUAUAGACCCACUCGUCACACCCGGAUUGACUCCAUCGCCUCACCUGCAUCAAUUCGUGGGAGGAAAUGCGCUAUCAGCGAAGAUGGAUCCAUCGGUAGACAUCGCGGAACAAGCCACCUGUACGACUUGUACCUUCAGCGAAGACUUUUCGAAUUACUGGACUGCGGUUCUGUUCUUCCGUCAUCGAAACGGGUCGUAUCAUCGCGUGCCCUUGAUGGCCAAUCUUGGGCUCGAAAAGCAGCGGGGAGGCAUGACAGUGUAUUACACGGCGCCGUACGACAAGAAAACGAAAGUAACUGCGUUCAAGCCGGGUUUUCGAAUGCUUAUCGGCGAUCCAUCCUAUCGCGCACCCAGUCCCAAUACAAAGGAGUUUAGAAGUAUAGCAUUUCGCUGCUUCACCGAACCCUGGGGUCCUGCACCUGCAAAUUCGGAAAUUGGUGGGGAAUGGGAUACGCGCAACUUCCCUAACAAACCGUGCCCGUAUGGUUUGAGGGUUAACAAUUUCUUCCCAACGUGCUGGGAUGGAGUCAAUGUUGAUAGCCCCGAUCAUAAGAGUCACGUUGCGUAUCCGUCGAAAGGGACUUUUGAGACGGAUGGGGAGUGUCCAGAUACUCAUCCCGUGAGGCUGCCUCAGGUCCUAUACGAAACGAUCUGGAACACAUCUGCCUUCAAUGAUCAAUCCAUGUGGCCUGUGGAUGGUAGCCAGCCCUUUGUGUUCAGCAUGGAUGAUUCCACUGGAUACGGUUGGCAUGGGGACUAUCUGUUUGGGUGGAAAGGUGAUUCGUUGCAGAGAGCAAUGGAUCAAUAUUGCGGCGUCAAUUGUCCGGUGUUGAAGACGCAGAGUGUGGAGAAGGCAAAUGAAUGUGCGAAAGCUCCAAUUGUCAACGAAAAGAUCAAUGGAUGGCUAGAUGCUCUACCGGGAGGGGAGAGCAAAGCGCAUAGGUAGUUAUGACUUUGAUUGCUAGAUAAUGCUGAUUAUAAUGUUGUAAGAGGUUCUCCAGGCGCAUCAUGGAGCAGAGCAGUACUCCAUGGUUUUCAGUUGUAAAACUGGCCGAGGCCCGUUUGCUAGUUCGACUAUCAUAGCAUCGGACCGCGACAAGCCAUUUGCUGGACUAGUCCGAGAUAGAACAAAGACCCGAAAGGGAUAGCCGAAGAAGAUAGCUAGAAAACUACCAAGUAUGUUUACACAGUGCUGUGUACAGUCAUCCGGCUAAACUGCCGACGACGUGAGAUGAGAUGGCGCGUGGGCAUGUUCGAGAGAUGGAGGGAAACAUGGGGUGGCAUUCGAGCGGAUAAGAGUUCAUCUUUUGGGAGGAUCAGAUAUGCGGCAGUUUGUCAGUAAUCCCACGGGAUUAAUGAUCAGUAAGGAGUUGGUGUUUGAGGAUCAUUGGCUCGGAGGUGCCUAGGUUAGAG
Messenger RNA from Aaosphaeria arxii CBS 175.79, 1772 nucleotides. RefSeq lists its product as uncharacterized. The transcript is spliced from 4 exons. The record is from RefSeq and is a predicted model, not a curated record. Lineage: Eukaryota; Fungi; Ascomycota; Dothideomycetes; Pleosporales. Bases 223 to 1305 code for a protein of 360 amino acids.